Molecule: messenger RNA, 1336 nt
Organism: Nanorana parkeri
Lineage: Eukaryota; Metazoa; Chordata; Amphibia; Anura; Dicroglossidae
Product: alpha-1-antitrypsin-like
Exons: 4
Coding region: 5-1336 (443 amino acids)
Biological process (GO): negative regulation of endopeptidase activity
Molecular function (GO): serine-type endopeptidase inhibitor activity
Source: RefSeq, a predicted model, not a curated record
GGACAUGAGGGCCAUACUGAUCCUGGGAUUAAGUGUUGCUCUUUUUUGCUCAGUGGUCUUUGCCGACCACCACAAGGACGAGGGGAAGAAACGUGGACACAAAGACGACCACGAGAAGAAAGGUGAUCAUCACCACCGCCAUGGCCACCGCCACCAUGGCCAUCACCAUGGCCACCACCGCCACCAUCAUCACCACAAGCACCAUCACCAUUCAAAUGAGACACUUGCCUGCCUUAAAUUAGCACUUAGCAAUUCCAAAUUUGCAUUUGAUCUCUAUAGACAAAUAGCAUUAGGCCAUCCAUCAGAAAACAUUGUCAUUUCCCCAGUAAGUAUAUCUACAGCAUUGGCUUUCUUGUCCCUCGGUGCCAAAGCCAAUACCCAUGACCAGAUCAUAGAAGGCAUUGGUUUCAACACCUCUGAGAUCCCUGAGAAAGAAAUCCAUGAAGGCUUCCACCAUCUGCUGGAGGUGCUGAAUGAUGAGGACAGUGAGCUGCAACUCAACAGUGGGAAUGGCCUUUUUAUUAGUAAUGCGUGGAAAAUCCUUGACGACUUUCUUAACAAUGGCAACAAUCUCUACGAUACCGAAGCCUUCACUGUAGACUUCCAAAAUACUGAAGAGGCUACAAAACAAAUCAACAGCUACGUUGAAAAGGAAACAAAUGGCAAUAUUGUUGAUGUGCUGAGCAGUGUAAGCAAAGAGGCAGCUUUAGUUCUUAUUAACUUCAUCUAUUUCAGAGGAAAGUGGGAAAAUCCUUUUGAUGAGAAAUCUACCAAAGAAGGAGAUUUCCAUGUGAAUAAGGAUGAGACUGUGAAGGUGCCUUUCCUGUCCAGGACUGGCAAUUACGAAACUGCGGUCUUGGACGAAGCAACCGUCGUAGCUGUCCCCUACAAAGGGAACGCCUCUGCCUUAUUCAUCCUACCCAACGAAGGCAAACUGGAAGAAGUUGAGGCAAACUUGAAGUACAUAGUGAAGAAAUGGAAAAGAUCCAAACACAGGGACAUCGUGGAUUUAAGCAUCCCCAAGUUUUCUAUUUCUGGUUCCAUUGACCUAAAGGAAGUCCUACCUAAAUUCGGAAUAGUUGAUCUGUUUUCCGACAGUGCGGAUCUGUCAGGAAUCACUGGGGCUCCCGACCUGAAAAUUUCAACUGCUCUUCACAAAGCUAAGAUCAAUGUGGAUGAGAAGGGAACAGAGGCUGGUGCAACCACUGUGUUGGAGGCCAUUCCAAUGAGACUUCCUUCUCAGAUUCGUUUGGACCAUCCAUUCCUAUUCACUAUAUAUAAUUACGACACCAGAAGCAUUCUCUUCAUUGGUAAAGUUGCAAACCCAGCAAAAUAA